This is a messenger RNA of Spodoptera littoralis (African cotton leafworm), 720 nucleotides long. The record is from the annotation of a GenBank genome assembly. NCBI's taxonomy places the organism in Eukaryota, Metazoa, Arthropoda, Insecta, Lepidoptera, Noctuidae.
CUUAGAAAACGAUUUUUGAAAAGCCCAAAUGACUGCAGGCGUCCGCCAUAAUGUUUCCUUCGAAACGAAUAAUAUAGUUCUUAUUGCUCUUGUAGCAAUUCUCUAUUCGCUAUUCAAAAUGGCGACCGUGUGGCGAUCACAGUGCGCGUUUGCGCGACUUUUUGCUGGAAAAACUGGACAAAUCUUGAACAACGCGACUGAUUUGGGUACAAAACUUGGUCCGGGAUCACAAUCGGUAAUUUCAAGAAAUUACUCUACAUAUGGUACCUCACCUUACAUAAAUAAAAUAAAAGAGCAGUAUGACUAUGAAAUUGUGAAGAAUCCGCCGGAGUGGGCCUAUGUACAGAGGUUGUUACCAUUCGACACUAUUCCCCAAGUAACACCUAAGGAGAGCUAUCCAUCUGGUUGGGUCCCACCAAAAGAAGAGGCAAAGAGUCUUCCUUAUUUCCUUGCAAGAACGAAAAAUCAUGAACUGCCAAUUUAUUUGAACAUAACGUACAGAGGUAUUCGGCAAAUAACAAAAAUAAAACGCAUUGAAGGUGACAUCUGGCUCUUAAACGAUGAAAUUAAACAAUACUUAAAAGAAAAGAACAAAAGAUACGUAGAAACUCGUGUUCACGAAGUAGGUAGAUUUAUAGAAACUAAAGGUGAUUAUGUUAAUGAUUUAGUUCAAUGGGCUCAUUCCAAAGGUUUUUAAAUGUGUAAUGUUUUCAAGUAGUU